UGUUUGAUUCUGGAUCGAACGACACACCCACUCUGUCGCCACAACCUUCAUUCCACAUUCGUCUUUCUGUUUACAAGUUGGAUUCCAUUAAGUGAAUUCCAAAACAGAAAUGAUGGGGCAGAUGGCACAUGCAAGGAGGACGGCUAGUAGGGGCGAGGAUAGAACAUGACUUUGUCAAAAGUCUCCCGCCAAAGUGGGACUGAAGAUUCUCUGUACCGGUGUAUGCUCCAUGGCCAGCGGUGGUAAAAACGCUACAGCAAAGGCAAGAUUCCACUCUUAUCACUGAUGUUGACCUGCUGGGGUAGUAUUCCGCCAUCCAAUGACAUGUCCGGGAUCAAAAUUCCUGUGGACGCUGAGACAUCGACGCUCAUCAAGGGAUUUCGAAGUUCUGUUGUGCAGUGUCAAGCAGUGCUUCGGUUCUCAGAAAACCAAAUGAUCGGCGAGUCUGACCUCAUGCAGACUCUGACUUGGACAUCCCCAGGAAGGUCCGUUGAGUGCCAAAGGUCUCUACUUUCAUCACUAUCAUUCCCUGCCCUAUUCCGUCCUCUCCUUUAUGUUGCACGCCGUCCUCUUGAGGCAUUCUGUACAAAACACGCGACGACGACGUGCCAGCAGACAAGGCGAUGGAUUGCACAAGGUCUUUACAGUGAUGGAGGAAGGUUGUUCAUUACGUUUGUUUGGCAUUGCAAAGGUAUGAGCGUAGAAGUACGUAGACGUACUAAAUCUAGAAAAGGAGGGAAAGAACUGAUUGGACGAAGAGCAGGACAUUGCGACCGGGAUGGCCGGGUUGCGAAGAAGGUAAGAAGUGUCCAGUUGGACUUUCAACGGACAUGUGGCACAAGGAGACAGAUACGGAGACCGCAGAGUGGUACACAUCAAUGCAGGCUUAGGGGAAUAGUAUGGUGAUGAUGUCGAAGGCAAUGUAGAUGAAGGAAGCACGUAUUUGGUCCGAAAUAAUAUCGUCGAGCGCUUAAUCAGUAGAAGACUCCCCUCCUGACUUGAAUCUUCAUCGAACGAAACGCCCACUCCAUCGCACCUUUUGUGUCGCAUUCGUGUUUCCGUGUACACGUCAAGUAUCAUCAAGUGAAUCCCGAAACCAUGUCGCAUCUACCUCUUACAAAGCACGAGAAUUCAGCGACAAUGCCUUACCGAAAGAUCAAAGUAAAGGACAGUAUCAUUCACAUCAUACACCUGCCCGGUGGAC
This is a messenger RNA of Suillus bovinus, 1204 nucleotides long. RefSeq lists its product as uncharacterized. Bases 286 to 906 code for a protein of 206 amino acids. The record is from RefSeq and is a predicted model, not a curated record. The transcript has 4 exons. Lineage: Eukaryota; Fungi; Basidiomycota; Agaricomycetes; Boletales; Suillaceae.